UUUUUUUUUUUACUUUUAUAUGUGUUUAUUUUUUUUCUGAUUUGCACUACCUACCCGAUAGCGCAGCUGAUUCCUGAACCUUGCCAGCUUCCUUCUUCCGUCUGUCACAAAUCCUUUUUGGUUUACUGUAUUGUAUUAUCAUCUACAUAUAUUUAGGAUAUUGCAUCAGUGGGCUUUGUCGGAUCUUGAAAGUUGGAUUCUUCAGACCGUCGAUAUCGUUCUUCGAACAAACAGAUCAAAAAGGAAAAGAGAAGAAAAAAACACAGAAAAUAAGGAUGAGGAGAACGACGAUAUGGGAAUGGAUCUUGACGGCAUCCCUUCUCUCAACAACGGAAGCCUUCGCCAUUCGACAAUCGCAAGAUGCAGAUACCCCAAAGAUGGUCAGUCUGCAGACGGAACGAUUGUCCGUCCCAAAACCUGCUGCCCAAGACAGGCUACAAAGGAGAGGAAUAAAUGAAGUCGUAUUAGACAAUGUCAUAGGUGGAUACUAUGUCAAUGUGACCAUUGGUACACCCGGAAGGAAUCUUUCCCUACAUCUCGACACAGGCUCAAGUGAUACUUGGGUGAAUUCUCCCAGUUCGAUUCUUUGUCAAAAUGAAGACAAACCGUGCGAAUACUCCGGCACCUACCUAGCCAAUGACUCGUCUACUUAUGAGUACAUUAGCGAUCAUUUCGACAUCAAGUACGUGGAUGGGUCUGGCGCCAGAGGGGACUAUGCCUCCGAUACCUUCACAGUCGGCAACACCAAACUGAACCGGCUGCAGUUUGGCAUUGGCUACUCUUCAACUAACGCGCAGGGACUGCUCGGUAUAGGGUACGCCCUGAGCGAAGUGCAAACCCGUGCCGGGUUGCCAACCUAUAACAACCUUCCGGCGCAAAUGGUCGCCGACGGCUUGAUCAACUCCAAUGCCUACUCCAUCUGGCUCAAUGACCUCGAUGCCCCCACGGGUACCAUCCUCUUCGGCGGCGUCGACGCCGCCAAGUACGAGGGCGACCUGCUCACCCUACCCGUUCAAACCCCCGAAAAGGGCACGUACAAGAACCUCAUGGUCACCAUGACCGGCCUGUCUCUAUCUCAGUCCCAGUCCUCCUCCAGCGACAAGGGCAACGGUGAUGACACCACCAAGAUCUCCAAAGACAACCUCGCCCUUGCCGUUCUCUUGGACACCGGCUCAACCCUCAGUUAUCUCCCCAGUGAGCUCAUCAAACCGCUCUACGACGCGAUCGGUAUCGAAUACAUAACAGACCCCGACGGCAAAGUAGAUGGCUACGCGCCCUGCCAUCUCAUGUCCUCAUCGCAAUCUGUCAUGUUCUCCUUCUCCUCCCCGCUUCAGAUCACCGUGCCCAUGAACGAGCUCAUCAUCAACCGGACCUUCCACGGCAAACUCCCACGCAUGCCGGACGGCGUCACAGACGCCUGCAUCUUUGGCAUCCAAGAACGUAAUGGCACGGGAGCAAACACCUUAGGCGACACGUUUUUGCGCAGCGCGUAUGUUGUGUUUGAUCUGGACAAUAACGAGAUUUCGAUGGCGCAGACGAGGUUUAAUGCCACGGCGACGGACCUGAAGGAGAUCAAGAAGGGUAAAGGGGGGGUGCCCGGCGCGAAGGCGGUGGAAAAUCCUGUGGAGGCCACGAGCGGGCUUUCUGGUAAUGAAGGGGGGA
Molecule: messenger RNA, 1662 nt
Organism: Neurospora hispaniola
Lineage: Eukaryota; Fungi; Ascomycota; Sordariomycetes; Sordariales; Sordariaceae
Product: aspartic peptidase domain-containing protein
Exons: 2
Biological process (GO): proteolysis
Molecular function (GO): aspartic-type endopeptidase activity
Source: RefSeq, a predicted model, not a curated record